Messenger RNA from Triticum urartu, 1827 nucleotides. Lineage: Eukaryota; Viridiplantae; Streptophyta; Magnoliopsida; Poales; Poaceae. The record is from RefSeq and is a predicted model, not a curated record.
AUGGAUCACCGCGGGCCGCUGUUGCCCGAUGGCCGCCGGCUGGCGGCCGCGCUCCUCCUCCUCCUGGCGGCCUGCCUCUCGUCUGCCCGGGCCGUCACCAGCGAGGAGGCCUCCUACAUCGCACAACGCCAGCUGCUCGCCAUGAGCGAGGCCGGGGUGGGCGAGGACGGGGACCUCCCCGCGGACCUGGAGUCGAGGCCUUGCCUGGAGUUCGACGGCAAGGCCGCCACCGCCAACAUGACCUUCCCAAACGAUCGCCUCCGCCGCGCCUACAUCGGGCUCCAGGCCUGGCGCAAGGCCUUCUACUCCGACCCCAAGAACUUCACCAGCGACUGGGUGGGCGCCGACGUGUGCUCCUACAACGGCGUGGUCUGCGCGCAGGCGCAGGACGACGCCAAGGCCACCGUGGUCGCCGGGAUCGACCUCAACGGCGCCGACAUCGCCGGCUACCUCCCGCCGGAGCUCGGCCUGCUCACCGACCUUGCCUUCUUCCACAUCAACACCAACCGCUUCUGCGGCAUCAUCCCCAAGAGCAUGUCGCGCCUCACCAUCCUCUGGGAGUUCGACGUCAGCAACAACCGCUUCGUCGGCCCCUUCCCCUACGUCUGCCUCGAGAUGCCCACGCUCAAGUACCUCGACAUCCGCUUCAACGAGUUCGAGGGCGAGCUGCCGCCCGCGCUCUUCGACAAGCCCUACGACGCCAUCUUCGUCAACAGCAACCGCUUCGUCGGCCCCAUCCCGGAGACCAUCGGCAACUCCACCGCCUCCGUCGUCGUCUUCGCAAAUAACAAGUUCGUCGGAUGCAUCCCCAAGAGCAUCGGCCGCAUGGCCAAGACGCUCGACGAGAUCAUCUUCCUCAACAACACGCUCGAGGGCUGCAUGCCGCUCGAGAUCGGCAUGCUCACCAACACCACCGUCGUCGACGUCAGCGGCAACGGCCUCGUCGGCUCGCUGCCCAAGGAGAUCUCCGGCUGCAGCAAGCUCGAGCAGCUCGACGUCUCCAGGAACGUCCUCACCGGCGUCGUGCACGAGGCCAUCUGCGAGCUCCCCAUGCUCGUCAACUUCAGCUACGCAUCCAACUUCUUCGAGUCCGAGUCGUCGCCGUGCAUGCCCUCCGACAAAUCCGAGGUCAACCUCGACGACGCCAACAACUGCCUCGGCGCGCUCCGCCCCGCACAGAAGACCACGCUCCAGUGCGCGCCCGUGCUCGCGCGCCCCGUCGACUGCAACAAGCACGUGUGUGCCGGGUCGCACCCAACCACGACGCCUUCGCCGGACAGGAAGCAGGCAUCACCGCCGGCGCUGUCCCCGAUAAUUGGGCCAGCAAUGGAGAUCCCGACGCCGGCACCGGCACCGGCACCAGCACCCGAGCCGGCUGUUUUGGGCCCGAUUGUUGGGCCACUUCCACCCAAGGAUGAGUAUGCUGGUGCUUCCACCACCGACGCCCAUGAAGGUGCUUCCGCCACCCACACCGGUGUACUCUCCGCCACCCCCUGUGAAAUCUCCUCCCCCGCCGGCUCCAGUGAGCUCUCCACCCCCUCCGGUGAAGUCUCCUCCCCCGCCGGCACCGGUCCACUCUCCACCACCACCAGUGAAAUCUCCCCCACCACCGGCACCGGUGAGCUCUCCACCACCUCCGGUCAAGUCUCCUCCACCACCCGCGCCGGUCUACUCUCCACCACCCCCGGUGAAAUCUCCUCCCCCGCCUGCUCCAGUGAGCUCUCCACCACCUCCUGUGAAAUCUCCUCCACCACCUGCACCAGUGAGCUCUCCACCACCUGCACCGAAGAAGCCUCCGCCAACAGAAACACCGGUAAUCCCACCUAA